AUGAAAUGUAUCGUGGAGGUGGUGACGUACGCAAGUCUUCUUUUUGAUUUUGUUCUCCUUGGAUAUGGUCUCCUUGAAUUUGUUCUCCUUGAGUUGGAUCUCCUUGAUACUGAAAUUCUCGAUAUUGAGAUUCACGAUAUUGGCUUCGAGAACUCUCUCCGUGCCCUCCAUAUUGGUCUCUGAGAUAAAUUAGUAGUGGUUUCUUCGUUAUUCAUAUUUAGAUCAAAUGAAUUCAUACCAGGGGAUGGCGAUGAUUCAUCUUGGAAUGAUGGAGAUGACAUCACAGGACCAUCACGCUUUUGGAGUAAGAAAGUUUUACAUGAUAUAAUGACAACCUGUAUCAUAAUGCAUAAUAUUAUCAUAGAGGAUGAACGUGAUGUUGAUGCAAUAAUUGAAGAACGAGUGGAAGUCCCAUCUGCAGAAGUUGAGAUGGCGAGUAAUGAAGAUGUUCGAUUUCAAGAAUUCUUAGCUCGGCAUAGGCAAAUCAAGGACCGAGAAGCUCAUAUUGAACUUCGAAAUGCAUUAAUUGAACAUUUGUGGUUAGAAUAUGCUAAUUCUAAAAAUUAG
Messenger RNA from Eutrema salsugineum, 567 nucleotides. RefSeq lists its product as uncharacterized. Lineage: Eukaryota; Viridiplantae; Streptophyta; Magnoliopsida; Brassicales; Brassicaceae. The transcript is spliced from 4 exons. The record is from RefSeq and is a predicted model, not a curated record.